Molecule: messenger RNA, 1516 nt
Organism: Oncorhynchus tshawytscha (Chinook salmon)
Lineage: Eukaryota; Metazoa; Chordata; Actinopteri; Salmoniformes; Salmonidae
Exons: 4
Coding region: 135-908 (257 amino acids)
Source: RefSeq, a predicted model, not a curated record
GUCACAAACUGGUUCAGGUCUUCUGAGUGGCAGGAACAGAUAUCUCUCAUACUUUCCUUGCAUUGGUUUUGUUUGUGCCGUAACACAAAUUCAGCUCUGAAUAGAAAAUAGAGGACUUUGCGUAGUAAAGAGACAUGGAGGCUGUUUUAGGACUGUUGGUGAUGUCAGCAGGAGUGUCUCAUGGCUUGGAAACUUCCUGUGAUGCUAGAGAAGAUGGAUCUCAGUGUUAUGGAGCUCUGGGAGGAACUGUCUAUCUCCAGCUGACUGAUACCAUGGCAUAUAGUCACUACUCAUUUUAUAAAGGCUCAACUGGUGCUAAAACAGAGAUGCUGAAAAUGAAGGCCACACUGGUAACAAGAGACACCCCCAUUAAAGACCGAGUACACUUCUUUAUAAACAAUGGGACAUUUAGGUUAAAUAACACACAAAGGAAUGAUUCUGGUGAAUACCUGCUCAUAAAAUAUGAUUCAGAAGGGAAAACAACAGGGACCAUAGGACUACAACUGUUCAUCGAAGCUCCAGUGUCCAGUCCUCAGCUGUCCUCUGAGUGUCUGUCUCAUGGAGAGAUGAAGGUGUCCUGCUCCUCUGAGGGGGAUGGUCCCCAGUACAGCUGGACUCUGGAUGGACAGACACUGAACGACACUGAUGCCCCUCCUGAUAAUAAGACAAACACCAUCACUCUGAAGAAAGGCCUGUCAGGAGAUCUCACCUGUACCGUCAGAAACAACAUCAACCGUAAUACUGUCAGCAGGAGAAUCUCACACUGUCCAGGGCUGAUAUAUGUUAACUGCACCUUAUCCAACGGGACAAAGAUAUCAGAGUGGGUGAUUACCCUAUGUGUUGAGUCUACAACAGUGGCGACUGUGACUGAGGCCCCCACCAGUAAAACCUCCACUGGUAAGGGAUAAUGUUGAUAUUGAUGAUGAUGAUUAUUAUUAUUAUGAUGGACAUCAUGACCUCUAGGAUCGUUCCACAAAAUGAAUUGAUAUUUUCUUCAAUCUAGACCACAUGGAGAAUAAAAUAUCUCAGAUUUUUUAAAUAUUUAUAAAGAGUUGAGCUCAAGUACUAGGCUACAUGAUGAUGAUGAUUAUUAUUAUUAUGAUGGACAUCAUGACCUCUAGGAUCGUUCCACAAAAUGAGUCCCUAAUUGAUAUUUUCUUCAAUCUAGACCACAUGGAGAAUAAAAUAUCUCAGAUUUUUUAAAUAUUUAUAAAGAGUUGAGCUCAAGUACUAGGCUACAUUGUUAAUCUGUAAAUGAUCUCUCGAUUUAAGUGGCUAGCUGAAGCUCUUUAAGUGUUUAUCAGUAUCAAAUCGGAAAAUGUUGUGUAUUUACUUGAAUUGCUGAAGAAUUGAAAAUGCAGCAUUUUGACGUGUCCCUCUGUCACCCUCUGUGACCUCUAGGAACAUUUUAACCCACUUAAUCCCAAAAUGUCUCCCAAGUGUUCACCAUUAUUGUAAAGCCUUAUUUUGUUGUUUUGCCAAAGUAAUUUCUGGUGAUUUGUCUUUAUUUCAUGUG